This is a messenger RNA of Ylistrum balloti, 1992 nucleotides long. RefSeq lists its product as uncharacterized. The coding region runs from base 1 to 1737 and encodes 578 amino acids. The transcript has 11 exons. The record is from RefSeq and is a predicted model, not a curated record. NCBI's taxonomy places the organism in Eukaryota, Metazoa, Mollusca, Bivalvia, Pectinida, Pectinidae.
AUGGAUGGUGUACAUCCAAACCGAACAUUGAGUGAAUACUUGGUUCUUCAGGAAAACAUGGCGAUAUCUGGUGUUUACUGUCUCCUCAUACUGAUAUCUUCAGGAGAAUUAGUUCGGUGCCUGAUAGUCAAGUCUGGAUCUGGAAGUUGGGAAACUACCAGAGCGUCUUGUCAACUCAUUAACUCCAGUAUCUUAUGUGACGAUGUUUCGGACGAUACUUGUAACCUAAAGAGUGGACUCGGCAUACCGUUGUUCGAAACGUUUUGGAUAGGGGCUUACGUUUAUGCAACUACAAUAAUUUCAUAUAAAGGAUGCAAGCAACUUCCGGAUCAAGCUAUUCGAGUUUUUACCCCUAUAAAUAUGACAUUGAAAGACUGUAUAGAGGAAUGUAAUAAUGAAUACCAAAAUGACAACACAAGGGAUACCAUUGGGCUUCACAAUGAUACUUGCUAUUGUACAACUCGUAACAGACAAUUAUCAAAUGAGUCUGCCUGUAAAAUUCCCUGUUCUGCCGACUCAGAUGUAACUUGUGGCGGUCAACAGGCAAUGUCUACAUACGAGUUUACCUCGGUUCUCAGCACACAGAAAAGCGGUCGCCUGUCGUUUACACCUGUAUGUGGAAUAUGGAAUAACAGAUUUAUAAGCUGCCAGGAUCAGCGAGUGGCAGCUUGUAAAAAUGAUAUGAAUUCUACAAGGACCAUGUCUUGGCUGGAAGCCAACAAAUGGUGUCAGGACAGUAAGUCCCGGCUUACUACAGCUUCGAUAUCUGAAACGUUUCCGGCCAACAAAGAACCCUGGAUUAACUUCAUCAAGCACCGGUUUAUCAAAUGGACAGACGAAGAAGUUCCUGAUGUGACCACCCGUUGUGUAUCGCUGACGUGUGAUAGCGUGAAGUGUUCUUUCUCUUCUGAAAAUUGCACAAAACAGCUUUCAGGAUUGUGCUGGAAUACACAAAGUGACAACAUACCGAGGCAGGAUUCGUCAAAUAUACCUACUCCAUCUACAAGUCCUCGUGUGGCGCCAUCACAGCCACCUUGGCCUACUCCUACCAUGAAAGAAAACUCUUCAUUCUCACCUGCAAUUGGUGUACCCCAAAACGAGGACAAUAGUAGCGACGGAAUGCUAGUGUACAUCCUGGUGGCUAUCGCUGCAGUGGUAGUAGUCAUGUUUACAAUCAUACUCGUCUUAUUAGUAUGUCGAAGAAGGAAAAUAAAUCAUGGUCGGUCAAGCCCCAAAUCGAACUCUCAGAAUAUAGAGGAACCAGCGAAACCCCUAAUGGAGCAGUCGAUCCACGAGCACAGAGGCAGUUACGACUACGUUAAAUUCCAACCCGAGUACGAUAAGGUUACAGAACUUACAGACACCAAAAAUACCAGAAGUGGCGAUUACGAUAGAAUCCAAAGUUUCGCGCUAUGCGAUACACCGGAAGUUGAUGACAAUGCUCCUGAAACAGAACGGGACAGUGAACAUUACGAUUUGCUAAGGACCUCUAAGCGGCCACAAAGAGAAAUAGACAGUACAUAUGACCACAUACCUGCAGAAACAGAGGAAGACAAUUACAAUGUUUUACAAUCUCAAGAGGAUUUGAAUAAAGACGAUAUUGGAGAUUUUAUGUAUGACGUCACUUCCGCUAUAAAUGGUUUAGGCAAUUAUGACACAUUCAAAGAUAAGAAGAAUAAUGAUGAUGUGAAUAUGGAGUAUGACACAGCAGAAUCAGUGUUACAAUCCGAUUCCUAGUUAUAUUUGUUUCUGGUUAGACUAAUAUUGAUUUUACAUAUUAUUAUCAACGGAUCAUAUAUAAGCUUUCUUUAUAACGACCGAACCUUUUUUUAGACAUGUUAACAGAUUUUAGUUUAUUUUAACUGACUUUCGUUUAAUGAUCCUCGCCAUACCUCUGUUCAUUUUAUGUAUUGACAAACAAAUGUAUUUUAGCAUCUUAAUGUCCAAAUAUUGCAUUUUAUUAUUACAAUCAUAAUUGUUUUAUCUAUUACG